AUGAUUGAUGAACUGGACAAAAUGAUAAUGUGCAGAUUCGUUGGCAGCGAUACCGGACGCACUGAUAACAUGGCAGGAGCUGCCGUUACGUGUUUUGUCGCACUUCCACAAUCGUCGAUUCCAGCGUCGUUUAAAAUUUAUAACCUCUUUUUAACUUUUUGUCUUCGGUGGCGCGAAAAAAAACACGAAGACAAAUUGGAACAUUUCUUGAAUACGUUUUGUAUGCAGAUAUGGAUGAGAAGCAUUUCGACUACGACGAUGAAGAAUCAGUGGACAACGUCGAUUGGCAUCAAAAGUCUAAAAAUGCUCGUUUCUCGGAAUUCUAAAAUCUGCUGCUUAAGAUGGAGAAGCAUGCUUUUUCAAGUUGUUCUUUCAUUGAUUGUGAUUGGAGCUUGUACGGGUGCUCUUGUGUGGUCUUUCAUCCAAGGUAAUUCGAUAAACUAUAGAUUUUCAAAAGAUGAGUGUUCCAGGAGAAUCUGGAGAAAGUCACGUCGACCACUCGCGUGACGCUUCCAAGAACUUUUCAAUUUUCGUCGACCAGUACACGGAGAAAGACGGCGUUUACAGGGUGUCUUAUCGACCUCCAGAUGGCGACCAUGUCGGCGUCGCGGUUUGCUGUUUCCCAUUUUCCGUCAACAUGUCCAGCUACAGAGAACAGUAGAGUAUCAGUCUUUCUGGAUUCAAAGCGACAAAAAUCAUUCCCUCGUCCAUCAAAUUUCGCCCAAUCUAACUAUUUUUGCCUUUUCCACUCAUGCGUAUUGGGUCAACGGCGAAGGACAGCAAAAGGCAAGGUUUCAAAAAAAGAUUAUUCUGAAAUUAUGAUCAGAAAUGCGAGCUUGACACGAAUACCAACUACGCGUCCUACAUCAAACGUCUCGGUAUGACUUCUCUAGUUCGACAUCACUCUGAAAUCGUUAGUUUUUCCACGUAAGAAAAUCUUGAAUUUUCAAAUUAUGAACUUGACAGGAACAAACACAUAACUUCGAUCGGGUCUUCAUUUAUCAGGGUAAUCCUGACGAAGUCGAAGUCAUAGACGUCCGGCAAACGGCCUUCCUCGUGACAACCUACGCAGAUGCUCAUACUGGUUAGUAAAUCAUGAUUUAUAGAAUUUAUUAUAAUCUGGAUGACCUUGUUCUAUUUGUAAAUUUUUCAGGUGUACUUCUGGGCUGGGAUACAUACUUCGCAGCCGAUGGCAAUAGUACUGACCUUAUUUAUGAGCUUUCUUAUGAAUAUGAAGAAAUGGUUCCUCACUCACCUGAUCCUAUGUGGUUUAAUCCACCAAAAGAAUGUUCUCCGUAAUCUUUUAUUGUUACAUUCUUGUAUAGCUAAAUAUUAAUUUUGUUUUUCAUCUUGUUUCGCAAAAAAAAAAACAAUUAAAAAUUCCAGACAUGUUAUGGUGUUUUUGGGGAUAUUUUGAAAAAAAACCUUUUUCGUUGAGAAAUGUAUAUUUAAACUGCAUACACCCAGUUUUACGGACGAGGUCGCAGCGAGAGAAACGCUAUAUCGCGGGGGAGCCGCGAGCUAUAUCGCUCGCCUCUCGGCGCAAGGUCGCUCACAUCUCGCUGCUAUGUCGCUCUUUCAAAAAAAUUUUUUUAGCUCGAUUGGGCUUUUUCUUGAUUUGCUUUCUAUGCUUCAUACUUUUUAUUGGGUUGUACAUGAUAACAUAUCGGUCUUUAUCAACCUUCUUCACUUUUUUUAUUUAAUAUAAACAAUAUAUUUAAAUGAAAAACUUGAGAGCAUUAAAGAAAUUUCCAAAUAAUUGAUGAUACAUUUUCGAAUUCGAAGUAAACUGAAAGUAUGUACAAAUCUGAAGAAGAUUGAAUUGAGGCGAAAGAGUGAAGCUUCAAGUAAGAAUAAAAAAAGGACAAUAUGAGGAAAAAAACAUGUGUAUCGUUUAUUUUUUUCAUAGGAAAAAUGUGACUAGGAAAAGAGUAGUUUCAAUAAAAAAACAGAAAAAGUAAACCGAUUGUAAGCUCGUAGAUGAUCUUUUAAAAGUUCAAAUUAGAUAAAGGAGGGAGGCUCGAAAUGAAAAAUGAAAGAAGUUUUUGAAAAAAAGAAAAUUAAGCUAAACAAUCAGAUUGACCCUAAGUUCCCUUAAAAAUGUUACUGUAAGCUUUGACUUGAUAGUUUUCGGCAUAUCCUUCAUUUGCUGCGUCAAGAACUUUUCUAAAUGAUAAAACCGGUAAAAAAGAGAAAUACUGAAAAAAGUCCAACCUUGAAUAAGAGAAUAACUCACAGGAGCGACUGUAUCAAGACAGCAGUUCGUGCUUUCUCGAAAUCAUGCCUCAUUUCUUCUUUUCCUUACCCAUCGACGCCAAAGUGCAAAUCAUAUCUUCAAGCAAAAAAAUGGAUAUACUGUUUCAAAAAUAGUUUACCAAGAAUCUUAUUGAUUGUAUCCAAAAGCAAAGUUUCGGUGCCAUCUCCCACGGAUCUUUCUUGACUUUUUAUUGAUCGAAAAAAAAUGUUAGAUGUUUUUUUGAAGUACUAAUAACCUGAAAUUAUUGGUUAAAACAUGAAAAAAUACGAAAAAAAGGACUUUCAAAUUCAAGAAAGGUGUGCAGUGCCGUCAAAAUAUAUACAAAAAAACGCUUUUUUUAAAUCACAACUUUCUUUAAUGGGAUUUCACCCUUUUGAAACUCUCUGGAAAUAUGAUGACUGUUGAUUGUAACACCGUGGUGAAAACUUAGAAACACAGCUGAAAAAAAGUUUCAGAAAGAUUGAGCUCUAUACGAGGAAGUUGUGAGCGAAAAAAAUAUUUUUUUCCUCUUCUGACGGUACUGUAUGAGCGUUACAUUAGUUGUAAAAUUAACAUUUUAGAAAUAUUAAGUGAAAAAAAUAGACAUAAAAAUCAGAGAGAAUAUAACACACGAAAAAAAUUAAACAAUUCAAGUAAAAUUUUGAUGGCACGUAAAUAGUGACCAAUCGAUAAUCCGCGACCUCGCGCCGAUAUCGCGCCGGGAGUUUGCUAGAGCUGAGCGAGAUGGCAGCGAGAUAUGUCGCUGCUAUGUCGCGCCACUCUCGCUGCGAUAUAGUCCACGAAACUGGGUGUAGAUAAAAGAAAUAAAAAUGAGACCUCUCCCGUAAAUCGCGGAGACUACUAUCGAUGGAGCGCACAAUGUAAGAGAAAGAUCCUUUAGAGGCCACUUGACAUUUAUUUUUCUGACGCUUGGAAAUUUUUUUUUCGAAUUUGCCUUUUUUGAAAGCUUUACUAUUGUUUUCUUUUUUUAGAACAACAGUCCAGAAGCCUUGAUAUCAUAUUAUCGAAUUGUCUUUUUUUCUUAAAUAUAUUUUCGAAAAUUUAUUGCGUUUUUUUCCUUGAGGUUUUUUUACUUGAAAUAAAUUUCUUCUCCAGUUUAUAGUUCCACUUAAAAAAAAUUUCAUCUGGAUCUCAGUUCUAACGGUCUGAAUCGAGAAAAGAAAACUUUGAAUCUUUUCUUGCUGUAGGACGCCUUCAUUCAAUAUUUGAUUUUCACUUCACGCUCGUAUUUUGAGAAGUGACAAACUAUUUUCAGUAUGGAUGAUGAACUAGAAGAUUUUUAUGAGAACAUUGUAACGUGUUUCAAUUGCACUCUGCAAAUACAGAAGUUCGUGCACAUUAGAUGCCAAGAAUGCGACGUCGACACUUGUCUGCCGGUAAGAAUUUAAUAAAAACCACAUUUCGUAGCCGUCUCACCAACGUUGAACGAGUUUAUUUCCAAAUUAUCGAAAAAAUCAGGUUUUUGAUUUGAAAAGAUCAGUUUGGAUCGAUCGAAUGAUUUUUUUUAAAUUUGGCUGAAAACUCUUCUUCUUUUUUCAGUGCUUCCAGUUUGGAGCGGAGAGCGGCGCCCACAAACGUGGCCACAAUUAUUUGGUUGUGAAUCCUUCGGGAAAGCCGACGCACAACGGCGGCUGGAGCUACAUUGAAGAGCAGAAGCUUUUGUCGACCAUGCACCGUUUCAAAAUGGGCAAUUGGGGCGAGAUCGUCGAGAACAUGGAGUCGAAGCGACGGUCGGCUAGCGAGGCCCAGGAGUACUUCGACAAGGUUUUCGUUCGCGGCUGGAUGGGACAGUUCGCGAUUCGCGAGAACGACUGGCCACUCAUCAAGCAUCGGAUGGUCGCCAACAAAACGCUGAUGGAACUCGCGUCGCCUGAAGCCGACUCGAUCCUGCGACUGCUCGCCAUCCGCGACGCUCUCCGAAACUACAACGGCUACAUUUCCGACGACGACGCCAAUCUUGAGCGCAAGGUGCAGAACAUCUUGGAAAAGCACUUGGAAAAGUUUUUCUUUUGUCCAUCUCCUGGCCAUCAUACCUAUUUUCAGGUGCAUUCAGGGUGAAAUCACGGUGGCCUACCAGCACCCAAAAGUUUGGCCGAAAACAGUUGUGGAAACAUUGAGUGAUGAUGAUCUCGACGACAGCGACUUCGAGCACGCAACGAAGAGCACGAAGCGUGGAAAAACGGUUUGUUUUAAGUCCUGGGUGAUGGAAAGGCGAAAUUUUUCAGCAGGCUUCUCUGGGAGAGCAAACGGGCGGUCUUGAAGUCGAGUUUGACAGCGAGGACGAAACUUUGAGGAGGAAGGUGAAUUCUUUUCGAAAAUAGUUAACAAUAAGUUUUCACGAAACGGUUUUCGGUUUUUGAUGCUGAUUAUUGGACUGUGUUGAAUGAUUAAUUUUUACAAAAAUCACUAACGCCAUAUUUUGAAGCUCUUUUGAGAUCAAGGUCAUUGAUCACGCAUCAUAAUAUUUUUCGGCUAAAAUAUCUUUUUACAAUAUUUCGAAUAAACAAUCUAAAAACCAAUGCUAAAUGGUAUAUACGAAGUAAAGUUGAAUAUUUUUUUCUUGCAGUUCAGGAUGAAGAACGGUAUCUUAUCUGUCUAAUAAUUGUAUAUAAAUUUGAAUUUCAAGUUGUUUUUCCAACUCAUUCAGUCAAUUUCCAGAGUGAAAAACAGCGAAAGGAGACACCAAGGAGUUCGAAAAUGUCAACACGGACAAAAACGACUCCGAAGAGCAAGGAAAAGUACAAUCGCAUUGAACGGGCCUGCAGUAGCAGUGAAGACGAAGACACUACGAAUAAUGGAGACGAAAUGGACGACGGAGUCCAGAAGAGCGAAGUCGACGGCGACGACAGCUCUGAGCAGGCCGAGGAGUCCGACGUCAGCGAAUCCGAUGAAUGCACGCCGCCACUCAGCGCUUCGAAAAGCUCGCGCAACGCAGGGAGACAUGAUCGAAAGAAAAACAGCAAGAGGCGACGCCCCAGGAAAGUCUUGACCAAAAAGCAGCGGCGACUGGUCGACUAUCGGAGGAAAAUGGCCAGGAAGAUUCGAAAACGCGACUUGGGCCUCGACGCCAUCAACAACCUGUGUCCGAAGUCCGUUAUUCAAGAGCUGCGCGACGAAUUCCCAAACCUCGCGUUACAGGAGAAAGGGUCGCUGAAGGAACGGCCCAAGAUGCGACAGGACGACCUCAAGUUCCUGGCUUACAACGUCGACCGCGAAGAGUUUGAGUACGAAUGGUUCAACGAAGCCGAACAGCUCAUCAGUCGUCUCAGCAUCAAUCCCACAACCGAGAAAGACGAAAUCCUCGACAUCGAGAACGACAUCAAGUUCGUGAGGAUACAACACUACAUCCGUAUCCUAAGCGCUCGGAAAGCCAAGAAGCGAGCCAUCGUAGAACACGACAAGAUCACGGAGUUUUUCAACUUCAUUCGUACGAUGCUCAGUUCCAAAGGUCGCACGAUGGCUGAGGUCAUCGGAGAAAGGUCCAAAGUCGAAGCCUUGCUGGCCAGGAUGCAGCAGUUCCUCACCAAAGAGGAGCACAAGGAGUUCACAGAGACUCUCGACCGCCUCGAGUUGCUCACAGAGAACAUUUCGCGUCUGCAGGAACUGCAAAGAAAUGGCGAAACAACUCUGAAAAACUACACUCCCGUCAUUAACAGUUCGAUGAAACCAAAGAGGAGAAAGUCGAAACACGAGAACGAACAGCGAAGAAAAGCUGAUCUCCGUUGGCAGGCAUUCAAAAGACUUCAUUUGA
This is a messenger RNA of Caenorhabditis auriculariae, 6008 nucleotides long. NCBI's taxonomy places the organism in Eukaryota, Metazoa, Nematoda, Chromadorea, Rhabditida, Rhabditidae. The record is from the annotation of a GenBank genome assembly.